Sebastes umbrosus (honeycomb rockfish) is the source of this 2644-nucleotide messenger RNA. Its product is annotated as gastrula zinc finger protein XlCGF28.1-like. Lineage: Eukaryota; Metazoa; Chordata; Actinopteri; Perciformes; Sebastidae. Gene Ontology annotation, biological process: regulation of immune system process; negative regulation of transcription by RNA polymerase II; regulation of cytokine production. Bases 39 to 1496 code for a protein of 485 amino acids. The transcript is spliced from 3 exons. The record is from RefSeq and is a predicted model, not a curated record.
GAGUCUGAUGGAGAGCAAGUUUCUGUCAUUGUGGUAAAAUGUGUAAAGUCCAGAUGCUGAGAGCGUUGGUGAAGCAGCGACUAACUGCGGCUGCUGAAGAGAUAUGUGGGCUGUUUGAAAGAACGAUAGCAGAGUACGAGGAGGAACUCUCUCGAUCAAAAGAGGAGAACGAGCGACAACAGAAACUACUGGACGCUGUUUUACACCCUCAGCUUCAGUUACACAGAGCAGACGUCCAGCAGCUGUUGGUGGUUAAAGAGGUUCCCCCUGAGCAGCAGGAGUGGAGCUCCAGUCUGGACCAGGAGGACCCAGAGCCCCCACACAUUAAAGAGGAACAUGAGGAACUCUGGACCAGUCAGGAGGGAGAGCAGCUUCAAGGACUGGAGGAGGCUGAUAUCAGCAAGUUCCCAUUCUCUCCUGUCUCUUUGAAGAGUGAAGAUGAUGAAGAGGAACCUCAGUACUCACAGCUUCAUCAAAGACAAACUGAACAGAUGGAAACAGAAGCUGAUGGAGAGGACUGUGGAGGACCAGAACCAGCCAGGAACUCAGACGAAGAUGCACAUUUUCAACCAGAUACUGAUGACAAGACUGGAGACUCUUCUAUGCCUGAUACUGAUAACAUUAAUGACUGGAAGGAGACUAGAGAACCUCAGUCAGGUUUAAACUCUUUGACCAAUGAUGAAGUUCCUGUCAGUGAUUCAAGAUGUAGUGCUGGUGAGAAACUAUUUAACUGCUCUGAGUGUGGGAAAGAAUUUCGCUUCAAGGCAAAUCUGAAGACACACAUGAGAUCUCAUACAGGAGAGAAACCUUUCAGUUGCUCGGUUUGUAAGAAAUCUUUUACACAUGGUGGAGUUUUGCAGAAACACUUGAGAAUCCACACAGGAGAGAAACCUUUCAGCUGCUCAGUUUGUGAUAAAGCUUUCAUUGAUAAUGAUCAUCUGAAGACACACAUGAGAUCUCAUACCAGAGAGAAACCUUUCAGUUGCUCGGUUUGUAAGAAAUCUUUUACACAGAGUGCACAUUUAUGGAAACACAUGAGAAUCCACACAGGAGAGAAACCUUUCAGCUGCUCAGUUUGUGAUAAAGCUUUCAUUGUUAAUGAUAAUCUGAAGACACACAUGAGAACUCAUACCAGAGAGAAACCUUUCAGUUGCUCGGUUUGUAAGAAAUCUUUUACAAAUAAUCAAAAUUUACAGAACCACAUGAGAAUCCACACAGGAGAGAAACCUUUCAGUUGCUCGGUUUGUAAGAAAUCUUUUACACAGAGUGCACAUUUAUGGAAACACGUCAGAAUCCACACAGGAGAGAAACCUUUCAGCUGCUCAGUUUGUAAGAAAUCUUUUACACGGAGUGAAAAUUUACAGAAACACAUGCGCAUCCACACAGGAGAGAAACGAUUCAGUUGCAGUGUUUGUAACAAAAGAUUUGCUAGGCUUCAACAGGUCAAAACACAUAAAUGUGUUGGUGUCCUCACAGCUUCAUCAAACUCAAACUGAUGAGAACAGAGAGGCAGAGCCUCCAGUCAGCACCGCAAUUGAACAGAUUGAAACAGAAGCUGAUGGAGAGGACUGUGGAGGACCAGAACCAGCCACGAACUCAGAUCCAGUUACACAUUUACAACUAGAUACUGAUGACAAGACUGGAGACUCUUCUCAACCUGAGACUGAUGACAGUGACAACAGAGAUUUUUAGAAAGAGAGCAGUGGACAUCUGUCAGGUUUAAAUACUCAAAAAUCACAAGAAUGAGAAUGUCAAUAAGAAGUCAUUCUUCUUCCUCUGCUGUGAGCAAACAGCAUUUAGAGUUGGGCAUGGUUUCAGUUUUAGACUUCUCACAGGCUGUAUGUAAAGGGCUCUGUUUGAUAUUAAUAGUUUCAUCCAUGCAGUUGGCUCAGAUUAAAAUUGAAAAUGAAGUAGGGAGACUUCUGGUCUGAUAUUUGUUAUGAAGGUUUAUGGUUUUCUUUUACUUUCCUCUUUUGUCUCGGUCUCACUGUGAGGGGAAACUUUUAUAGCUUGACAUGAGAAGAAUCUCCUAAACAACUUUAAAUUGGGUCAUUCACAGUGUUUCCUGGUUUAUUAAACUGCUUUUAUUGUCUGUAUGCAUGUGAAAUGAUAAUUGAGUGAUACACUUGACUUAUUUGCUGUAGUUUGUUAUCUGGAGAUAAGUUGAUGUUUUGAUGGAUUGAUCUGAUUUUAUAUGAUUGUGUGAUAUACUUUUAAUAGACUUUACAUAUUUUGAUCUGUUUGGAGAAUAUUUACAACAUAGAAAAGUGAAUAUCCUCCCAUACACUGUCCCUUUUUCUGUUUUCAUAUAUAUACUGUAUAUAUUCAUGAAUGUUUAUUGAAAUGUGGUGAGGUACAAGGAGCCCUCUAUGUACAGAUCUCCACAGAUAGCAACGGUCUUUUACAACAUUAAACUGUCUAAUAAAAGAUUCAGACAAACCAAUUUGGCGGCAACAGAAACCAAUGAAAUAUAUCUUCCAUUUGAAACUUAAGGGAAAGGGAAACAAACUACUUUCAUCUUUUGAAUUUGGACAGCUAUGAAAAUGGAAUAACAUUUGUGUCUUUCUUCAAACUGAGUUGGUUGAAUGAAUAAAAAGUGUUUCCCGAACUGAAGGACGUAAUAAAGGGAACACAAGAACCGAAA